Drosophila navojoa is the source of this 2700-nucleotide messenger RNA. RefSeq names its product carbamoyl-phosphate synthetase 2, aspartate transcarbamylase, and dihydroorotase rudimentary (gene r). The record is from RefSeq and is a predicted model, not a curated record. NCBI's taxonomy places the organism in Eukaryota, Metazoa, Arthropoda, Insecta, Diptera, Drosophilidae. Gene Ontology annotation, cellular component: carbamoyl-phosphate synthase complex; cytoplasm. Gene Ontology annotation, molecular function: aspartate carbamoyltransferase activity; hydrolase activity, acting on carbon-nitrogen (but not peptide) bonds, in cyclic amides; carbamoyl-phosphate synthase (glutamine-hydrolyzing) activity. Gene Ontology annotation, biological process: L-arginine biosynthetic process; 'de novo' pyrimidine nucleobase biosynthetic process; L-glutamine metabolic process.
CUAGUCCUAAUUUGCGAUAUUCUUGGUUCUCUUUGCAGGUGGAGUCUGUGCAGUGGACUUUCGAUAAGACAACACCCGAUGACAUCAACGGCGAGCUGCGCCACCUGGCCGAGUUCUUGGCCACCAAGCAGUUCGAUUUGGUUAUCAAUUUACCAAUGCGUGGUGGCGGUAUACGCAGGGUCUCAUCAUUCAUGACCCAUGGCUAUCGGACACGUCGCCUAGCCGUCGACUACUCCAUACCGCUGGUAACGGACGUAAAGUGCACCAAGCUGCUGGUGGAAUCGAUGCGUGUGACGGGUCGCAAUCCGCUCAUGAAGACCCACACCGACUGCAUGACAUCGCGUCGCAUCAUUAAGCUGCCCGGCUUUAUAGACGUACAUGUGCAUCUGCGAGAGCCGGGCGCCACGCACAAGGAGGACUUUGCGAGCGGCACGGCUGCCGCCUUGGCUGGGGGCGUCACCAUGGUCUGCGCCAUGCCCAAUACGAAUCCCUCGAUUGUGGACCGCGAGACCUUCAAUCAGUUCCGCGAGUUGGCGCGCGCCGGCGCCCGCUGUGACUAUGCGCUAUAUGUGGGCGCCUCCGAUACCAACUGGGAGAAUGUCUGGGAGCUGGCCAGCCAGGCGUGCGGCCUGAAGAUGUAUCUGAACGACACGUUCGGCACCUUGCGGCUCAGCGACAUGGCCUCCUGGCAGCGCCAUCUGUCGCGCUGGCCGAAGCGGGCGCCCAUCGUGUGCCACGCGGAGCGGCAGAGCAUGGCGGCUGUCAUCCUGCUGGCCCACCUGCUGGAGCGGCCGGUGCACAUUUGCCAUGUGGCCCGCAAGGAGGAGAUCCAGCUGAUACGCGCCGCCAAGGAGAAGGGUCUGCGCGUCACCUGUGAGGUGUGUCCGCAUCAUCUGUUCCUAAGCACACGCGAUGUGGAGCGCCUGGGCGUUGGCAUGGCCGAGGUGCGACCGCUGCUCUGCUCGCCCGAGGAUCAGGAAGCGCUCUGGGAGCACAUGGAAUAUAUCGAUGUGUUUGCCACAGAUCAUGCACCGCACACGCUGGCCGAGAAGCAGUCGGAGCGACCGCCGCCCGGCUUCCCCGGCCUGGAGACCAUAUUGCCCAUGCUGCUGCAGGCCGUGCGCGAGGGCCGGCUCACACUGGAGGACAUCAAGCGCAAGUUCCAUCGCAAUCCGCGCAACAUAUUCAAUUUGCCCGAGCAGCCGCAGACCUAUGUGGAGAUCGACCUGGACGAGGAGUGGACCAUUAACAACGCCGAGCUGAAGACAAAGGCGCAGUGGACACCCUUCAAUGGCACCAAGGUCACGGGUCGCGUGCAUCGCGUCGUGCUGCGCGGCGAGGUGGCCUACAUUGAUGGCGAGGUGCUCGUCCAGCCCGGCUUUGGACAGAAUGUGCGCUCCAAGAUGCCGCUGCCGCAAAAGCUGGAAAUGGAGGGCAGCGAGCUGCCCAGCGAUAUGGAUGCCAACGAUACGUUCGCCCGCCUCCUGACCGAAGGUACCAGCACCCCUGCCCCGCGUGCCGCGACCGUGCAUUUCGUGGAUGAGGCCAACGCGAGCACAUCGCCGGCGGCGGGCAGUUUCCUGCGUCCGGUGUCACCAUCGCCACGUCUGCGCCUCGACUCCAACACGGCGCUAAAGGAUUAUCUGCAAAAGAGCUCGGCGUUGUCGGAGCCAAACCCCGUGACGCACUGCCUGGUUGGCAAGCACAUCCUCUCCGUGGACAUCUUCGAUAAAGAGCGACUGAACGAUCUGUUCAAUUUGGCGCAGCUGCUCAAGUCGCGCGUGACCAAGGAUCGGCCCGUCGACGAUUUGUUGCGCGGCAAAAUCAUGGCCAGCAUCUUCUAUGAGGUGAGCACGCGCACCCAGUGCAGCUUCAGUGCGGCCAUGCAGCGCCUGGGCGGCCAUGUCAUCACCAUGGAUCAGGUCACCUCUUCGGUGAAGAAGGGCGAAACACUGGAGGACAGCAUCAAGGUGAUGGCCAGCUAUGCAGAUGUCAUGGUCCUGCGUCAUCCCGAACCUGGCGCCGUUUCGCGCGCUGCAUCGUUUUCGAGAAAGCCGCUGAUCAAUGCCGGCGACGGAGUCGGGGAGCACCCCACGCAAGCGCUGCUGGACGUAUUCACCAUUCGUGAGGAGAUCGGCACAGUCAACGGCCUGACCAUAACCAUGGUCGGCGAUCUGAAGAACGGACGCACCGUCCACUCAUUGGCCCGCCUGCUCACCCUCUACAAUGUCACGCUCCAGUAUGUCGCUCCGUACGGCCUGGGCAUGCCCGAGGGCAUUAUGCGUUAUCUGCAUCAGCGAGGCAUCAACCAAGUGACCUUCGACACCAUCGAGCAGGCGCUGCCCACCACCGAUGUGCUCUAUAUGACGCGCAUACAGCGUGAGCGCUUCCAGAGCGAGGAGGAAUACCAACGCUGCUGUGGCCACUUCAUUGUAACUCCCAAGCUGAUGACGCGGGCUAACAAGCGAACAAUCGUACUGCAUCCGUUGCCGCGCGUCGAGGAGAUCAGCCGUGACUUCGACUCGGAUCCGCGUGCCGCUUACUUCCGGCAGGCGGAGUACGGCAUGUACAUUCGCAUGGCGCUGCUGGCGAUGGUCGUCGGCUGUCGCAGCACGGCGCUUUGAACGAAUUUAAGUAAAUAUUUUUCUAUUUUUGUACUUUUUUUUUUUUUUUGCAUACAUAAACACAAAUUUUUGCUAA